This is a messenger RNA of Symbiodinium necroappetens, 328 nucleotides long. The record is from the annotation of a GenBank genome assembly. Lineage: Eukaryota; Dinophyceae; Suessiales; Symbiodiniaceae.
GAGCAAGUACAAGCUGGAUGACCGCGCCCACGCGAGGUUUGUGGAAGUUUGUCAUCCUCGAGCUCAGAAGCUGGACGACAUCAAACGUCUUGAGAAGUACCUCAAAGGGAACCAGAACCCUUCACAGGCCAUCCUACCCCUGCUCACACGAAUUGAGAAGGACGGUCGCUUAGACAGUCCGGAACGGAACAAAGACAAGGACCGCGAUCGACCAGGCGGCCGCCACCGCAGCCGCUCGCGCUCCCGGUCGCGAAGGAAGAAAGACAAAUCUCGAUCCAAGUCUCGGAAGAAGGGGCGGUCGAGAUCCAGAUCGCGAUCGAGAUCUUGA